CACUCAAUUAACUUCCGUUCACAUCCAUGCAUUGGUUCUCUUCAGAUCUAUAAAUGGGCAUCAAAAUUGCACUUAUAUCUCAUUCAAUCUUGAUCUAAUUUGAAAGAGUAGUCAUCCUAGUACUGAGCGAAAUGGGUUCCAAAAAAACAGUCUUCCUAGGCCUUUUGUUGGCUACUGUUCUCCUCAUUACCUCGGAGGUGACGGCAAGGGAUUUAGCUGAGGCUUCCAAGGACACCACUGCUGAACAGACAAAUGGAGUUGAGGAUGCCAAGUAUGGUGGUGGAGGGUACCCAGGAGGCGGAUAUGGAGGAAACCGAGGCGGCGGAUAUGGAGGCGGCCCUGGCGGGGGUGGCGGGUAUGGUGGAGGCCCUGGUGGUGGAUAUCCAGGUGGUGGCGGAGGAGGAUUCGGUGGAGGCCCAGGUGGGGGUUAUGGAGGCGGCCCAGGCGGGGGUUAUGGAGGCGGUCCAGGCGGGGGAUAUGGAGGCGGCCCAGGUGGGGGUUAUGGAGGCGGUCCAGGCGGGGGAUAUGGAGGAGGCCCAGGAGGUGGAAAUCGUGGUGGCCGUGGUGGUGGGCCUGGAGGAUGGAACUAAUAAAACCAUGUCUCCCGUGGUGGUGGGCCUGGUGGUGGUCAUGGAGGAUGGAACUAAUAAAGCCAUGUCUCAGAGCCGAUGUACCCUAAAAGCCCAACUAUGACAUUUGUGCAAUAAAAAAUUCUGAAAAAAGUGUUUAGAUAUCUCUGCCACCUCUAAAAACUACAACUAUAUGUUUGCAUUGGAUUGAUUUGUGGGUUGAUUUUUGGAUUGAGUGUUCUAAUAUUUCU
Molecule: messenger RNA, 820 nt
Organism: Rhododendron vialii
Lineage: Eukaryota; Viridiplantae; Streptophyta; Magnoliopsida; Ericales; Ericaceae
Product: glycine-rich cell wall structural protein-like
Exons: 2
Coding region: 132-590 (152 amino acids)
Source: RefSeq, a predicted model, not a curated record